Molecule: messenger RNA, 1122 nt
Organism: Lolium perenne
Lineage: Eukaryota; Viridiplantae; Streptophyta; Magnoliopsida; Poales; Poaceae
Source: RefSeq, a predicted model, not a curated record
AUGGCCAACACCGACGGCGCCCUCAGCGCCUCCACCAUGCCGGCUCUCGGCGCCUCCACCACACCGGCCCUCAGCGCCUCCACCCUGCCGGCCCUCGCUGUCUCCACCAUGCCGGCUCUCGGCGUCUCCACCCUGCCCGCCCUCGACUCGGCCGUUGUGCCCGCGGCUUCCUCCUCGGCGAUCAACGUCGCCAGCGUGCGCACCCACGUGCCCGUCACGUUGGAUCUCAAGACCUCCAACUUCACCAAGUGGCGGAUGCUGAUUCGCGUGCUCCUUGGUAAGUAUGACCUGCUUGCCCACGUCAAUACCUUCACCCCCGUGGCUGCCCGCACCGCAGAGUGGACUCGCGCCGACUACAUCGUCCGCUCAUGGCUGUACGGCUCCAUCUCGGACGAGAUCCUUGACAUCAUCAUGGCCGAGGACCAGACGGCGCAGGAGGCUUGGGCGCUCAUCACCAACCUCUUCCUCGACAACCAGAUGACUCGGGCUGUCUACCUCGAGGCAGAGUUCCGCGCCGUCGUGCAAGGAGACCUCUCCAUCACCGCCUACUGCCACCGCCUCAAGUCCCUCUCCGACGCCCUCCGCGACGUCGGCACUCCCGUCACGGACCAGGCCCUCGUCCUCAACUGCCUCCGCGGCCUCAACCCGCGCUUCGCCGACAUCACCACCAUCGUCACCAUGCAGAGUCCUCUGCCAACCUUCGCGCAGACCCGCUCCCUUCUGGCGCUGCGCGAGACGCAGCUCACCAACUCUGUGCAGACGGGCGCCAACACCGCCCUCUACGGCGCCGGGUCCUCUGGCAACCGCGGUGGUGACCGCGGCGACGGCAACCGCGGCGAUGCCAACCGCGGCGACGGCAACCGCAACGAUGGCGGUGGCAACCGCAACGGUGGCGGCGGCGGCUAUUAUCGUCGCAAGAAGAAGAACGGCGGGGGCAACGGCGGCGGGGGCAACGGCGAUCGCCCCGAUCCUCGCGGCAGCGCCCCCACCGUUGGGCCCUGGGUGUGCUUCAACCCGUACAUGGGUCAGGCCCAGCAGAUCCAGGCGGGACCUCCUCCUGCUCGCCCCGCCACUGGCGCUGGCCUCCUUGGUCCGCGCCCCGCCAUGAUGCCGCCGGCGUAG